Molecule: messenger RNA, 381 nt
Organism: Nezara viridula (southern green stink bug)
Lineage: Eukaryota; Metazoa; Arthropoda; Insecta; Hemiptera; Pentatomidae
Source: the annotation of a GenBank genome assembly
AUGAACUUAAAUAAUUACAAUGUGAGAAGCAGCGCCAUAAUCAAUGCAGCACGAAGAGCGUCCGUCAAGCACAAGGUUCUUAACAAGAAGGGUGUCGUAAUGUCUAAGAUCGGAGAGCGUAACUGGAACCGAGGCAUUUCACAUGAAGAAGUCUCAAUUUUCUCUUUAAUUAAAGGGACACGAGGUAAUAAUAAUAAUGACAACCAGGAGGCAAAAAUCCAAGGAAGUCAAAUGUUAACGGGCGGAACAUGCACUGCCAUCAACAAUAACCGAGAGAAAGUUCAAGAUUUUCCCAAGUGCCCAUUCCGACCAGUAGAUCCCGCACAACCGAAUGAAUCCAAUAUUAAUGUUCAUGAUGAAGCAAGGAGGAAACACCACUGA